Messenger RNA from Erpetoichthys calabaricus (reedfish), 7006 nucleotides. RefSeq names its product G protein-coupled receptor 180 (gene gpr180). The transcript is spliced from 9 exons. The record is from RefSeq and is a predicted model, not a curated record. Bases 74 to 1390 code for a protein of 438 amino acids. Lineage: Eukaryota; Metazoa; Chordata; Cladistia; Polypteriformes; Polypteridae. Gene Ontology annotation, biological process: G protein-coupled receptor signaling pathway; response to pheromone.
AAUUUGCUUUUCCAGUGGAUUUCAGCCUCCAUUCAUUGCAGUUAAUGCAAAACGUUGUUUUUGUUAGUGUAAAAUGUUUAUUCGAUUUCUGCUUCUUUUAGUAAAUGUUCUUGUUAUGUCAUCCGUAUGCGCCAAAACAGUAACUGGAGUAUUCAAGAGCGAAACUUCAAGACAGAACAGUGGCCAGUACAUUUCAAAAUUUGUGUACCAUGGAAAAGAUGCCUUGUUAUGUUGCAGACUUGAAGAUUCCCCAGUAGCAACUGAAAGGGAGUCAAAGCUAAUUCUUUACCGAGAACAAGGAUGGUUAAAUUUGCUGAAUGCUUUUGAAAAUCUCAGCUGCUUGGAACAACUUGAAAAAGCGGAUUUAAAAAUUACAUUGUCACAGGAAGAGCUGAAUCAGACAAUACCCCAAAUGCCACAUCCACAAACAUGGCAUAUUUUAUAUGUCGACAUGCAUACCUGCCAAGAAAAUGAAAUUAAUGCUGAUUCAGAUGGCAUUAAAUAUGAGAUUAGAAUGCUGAAUCCAGAUUCAGCAGGAAAUCCAAUGGACCAUUUCAGUGCGGAGGAAUCUGGUUUACAUGACUUCUACUUUCUGCUAAUACUAGCUUACUUUGUUGCUGCCUGUAUAUAUGCUCAGCCGCUAUGGCAGACUAUCAAAAAAGGUGGUCCGAUGCAUACAGUUUUGAAAGUCUUGUCUUCGGUGCUGUGCUUACAGGCAACGGCUGCCCUCUUGAACUACAUUCACAUGUCAAGAUACUCAAAGGAUGGAAUAGGAGUUCCCUUGCUAGGAAGUCUUGCAGAAUUAUGCGACAUGAUCUCGCAGAUUCAGAUGCUGUAUAUGUUGCUAAGUCUCUGUAUGGGCUGGUCACUGGGAAGAACUCGCAAAUCCCAAAGCAAACCUCUACAGUGGGAUUCAACUCCAGCAUCAACUGGUAUUGCUGUAGCAGCUGUUAUCACUCAGGGUAUUCUACUUCUUUGGGAACAGUUUGAAGACACUGACCACCACAGCUAUCAUGCACAUCGGAGUAUGGCUGGAUUAUUCCUUAUUGGUUUAAGGGUUUGCCUUACUAUGUUAUUAGCUUCUAGUCUUUACCAAAUCAUCACUGUGGAGAGAAGUGCACUUAAAAGAGAUUUCUACUUGAGCUUUGCCAAGGGCUGUUUUCUUUGGUUCCUUUGUCAUCCAGUGCUUGUGAUUGUUUCAGUGAUAUUCAAUGAAUACCAGCGAGAAAAGAUCAUCACCAUUGGUAUCAUUCUUUGCCAGUCCAUAUCUGUGGUGGUUCUAUAUAGACUUUUCCUUUCCCGCAGUCUCUAUUGGGAAGUUUCAUCACUGUCAUCUGUCACACUGCCCUUAACCAUGUCGAGUGGACAAAAGAGUCGGUAUUAUUCUUAGCAAAGUAUCUGAAGAGGGGAGUGAACAUAUAUUGUGCAAUAUAUUGACCAAUGCUGCAUACAGCUAUCAAUCAACAGAGGGGCUUAGUAACUCAAGAAGGGCACAAACAUCUAUUGCAUGUCAUGAAGCUGCUGGCAGAAGCUGUUGAUAUUCAGUGUACAUUUGGAAUAUCUUUAAAGAGCAUAAAUUAUGCUGUCAAAAUUACAUUUUUGUAAGGACUGAUAUACAUUAUUUUUUAGAAUUAAGAGUAAAAUUCUUGCACAGUAUUUGUGGGAUUAUUUAUUUUUUGUUAUUAUAUUCUGAUGUCUUUAAUGCAUGCUCACUUUAUUUGCUCAUUAAAUGAUAGAUAAUGCUGUGUUUGUUUCACUGAGGACACCAUACCAUGGAACCUGUGUUAAAUCUAGCAUGUUGCCAGAUGCAGGAUUUUUGUGGACAUUCUAUACUUCCAUAGUUCCUUUUUUAUCUUUGAUCCAAAUCUGUAUACUGGAGUAUAGAUAAUUAUUAUUUCUUUAUGAUUUUUAUAUAAGAGAUCAUUUUUUUGUUUUGCAGUAUUUUUAUAAUUCUUAAAUUUAGAAAGCUCUAAACUUCUUAAAUUAUUUGAUAAAUACUAUAAAAAGUAAUUAUGUGUAUCAUUCAUUUACUACACAUUGGCUUGUGUGUCAAAUUAUCUUUCUCAAUUGCUGUUUGCUGGUGUUUUUUCCUGUUUGCUGCUAUGUUAAAAAUUAUUCUCUUCCAGAGCUGCACCACUGUGGAGUUACUCAUUUAAUUGUUAUAUUUCAAGAAGAGAACUUGUAUAGCAUGUUUAAUUAAUUUAUGAUAGUUUUCUAGUAAAUGCUUGUCAAAAAAUAAUCUUUGCUUUACACAUUCCCAGUAUUUUUUUCUUUUCUUAAUGAUGGCAACAUGUACUUUUUCAUUGCAAUGCAAUGGUGUUUAGUUAUUAUAAUUAAUAUGUAUCUUGACAGGUGUCAUUUAUUUUGAACGUUCAGUUUUUCAUAAAUUGUCUUUCUUUUCAGAUAGGCUUGUUUUAAUUAUAGGAAUUCAACAAAAUACAAUUGAAUUAGGAAGCUAUAUCGAAACUCUGUUGUCUAAUUACAGAUUUGUUCAAUUUUCACAUAAUUUUGUGGGCUCAAGUACCACUUUAUCCAGCUUUGUUCAAGGAUGCAAAAACCUCUGUAAACUGUGGUAUUCUCUUAAAGGCUGGUUGUCAGUCCCCAUUGUUUUUCUAGCCACAGCAGGUAAUAACAUGUAUGGAUACAAGUUAAAAGAGAAUAUGUUCAGUGUGUAACUGUGCAGUGACCUUUUACUGUGGAUAAUGAUCAAAUUUGCAUGAAAAAUGAUUACAGUAGCUGUAAGGGAUUUUAUAUUUUUAAAUGUUGUCUACCAUAAUAUUGUUUUCAUUGAUUUGAUUUCGAUUCACAAUGCCCCGAUUUGAUUCAACAUUGAUUUUAUCUUUAUUUAAUUAGCAAUUACUUAACCAUGCAUUGAGAACAUUAAUAUAAUGUGACAAAUUUCAGCAACACUUUAUUUGAAGGGUGUCUAACUAGUGUCCUCAUAACAUAUGCAUAAGCAUGGAAUGACAUUUAAGAAUCAAUACUGUAUUAGAAUUGAACAGUUAGCCUCAAUAUUUUCAAGAUGUGGAACAAAAUAUCAUUGCUCUUUAACAAAAAAAAAAUUCACCAUAAUUUAGCAAAUGUAUCUGUCGCCACACAUAUUAUGGGGGGAUCCUUGUUUUAAUUAAAUGCAGUGGCAUCUACAUUAUAAAUUACCUAUAUCACCUAGUGAAUAAUAUUAAAAAAUAAUUAAAUAUUGCUUCUUAAAUAAUAAAUAUUUUAUUCAGUAACAUAUUAACCAAAUUUAUUCCCCUAUUGGACAUUUUAAAUACUAGUAUAAGCAGUGAGGUUGCUCCUGGUAUUACUGGCAUGUAGUGCACUUGUCUGAAACACAUACGCCUCAAUAUAAUGACAUGUGAUUGUCAUGUAGAAAUCAGCUGCCCUGGAUGUCCAUCUGUUUUACAGACAAACUGUUUGAAUCCAUAGAAAUUCCACACAUUUGAUUUAAGUGGUGAAGACGGCGAUUUCAUUUAAGGAGGACACACCAGUUUAUGAAAAGUACUGUAUGUAGAUUCUUCGUUUAGUGUCAAAGGCAGUGAUUUCAUGUAAGGAGGACAUACCACUUCGUGCAAAAUACAAAUAGUGAAGCUCUUUUUCUGUAGAAAGUCUUAACAGGCGCAUUAGCGACAUCUACUAGAUUGGACGGCAGAAACGAAGAUAAGCAAAAAUCUACAUAUAAUAAUAGAUCAGGAUAGAGAUCCACUAGAUCGAUCUUGAGAUUAUAAGAAUCGAUAUCGAAUAAUUUAAAUGAAAAAUGAUGAUAAAUCUGAAAAGCUAUUUUUACCCAGGCCUAGUAUUCAUACACAUUCUUUUCAUUGGUAGUCAUUUUUUCCUUCACAGUCAUCAUUUAAUUUACUAAAAGAAAAAAGUGUAAAUCCUUAAAUGGCUGCACAAUUUAUUGUUAUCCCUACUGUUAGGCUUCUGUGAUAGGAAACACAUAAUAUGCUAACAAAAGUUCAUAUUCUUACAUCUGUCAAGCUUUAUUUUCCUCUGUUUUUCAUAUUUUAAAUUUUAUUAUAGAAGUAAAAUAAUGUUCACCUUUCCAUGAAUAUUAUAUCUUACUAUAUACCUAAUAAAUUGUAUUGGAUCAUGUGUUUUAAGCGCUCUUUUGAAGGGUGAAGGGUGAUUCACAGACUCAAGCAAACAAUGUUCAUCUACUUUGCUCUGAAAGCAAUGAAUGGAAUUUACCACAGAUCACUUUUAAAAGCUGUUUCUCAUUAACAGUAUAAUUUCUUUUUUUUUUCUUUCUCUGACUUAACACAUAUAUGGUAAUAUUUUCAAUAUAUAGUAUGUGAACAUUAAAUUAAGGUUGCUUUAUUGGAGUUUUUUAAGAAAUUAUACCAUAAGAAAGCAUACCAUUUGCUUGUCAUUAAAAUUAAUUGCAACAGCGUUGGUUACCAACUGAAUGACUGCUGAUAUUUAGAAACUUACCUAGGUAAAAACAAUUGCAAUAGCAUUCUGUUACACCUUUGUUUUAGUAGCUGCACAUGUGGUGCUUCAAAAAAAAGCUUAGAAACUGUUGGAAAAAUAAAAUAUAUAGACUUCAGCUUCAUCUCUAUGUUGUCAGAAGAGCGCAUACCGUUUAUUGACUUUUAAGCUUAUACAGCAUCUUAUCAAGGAAUACAGACAGUACAUUGUAAAAAAUACAUAAAGUUUAAUUUUUUACUGAAAUAUUUAAAGGAAGGUUUUAAUUUUUAGUGCAUUAACUAUUAAGGACGUUCAUUGGAACAGAGCUUAUCUAGGUAGGAAUCAACCUACAAACCUAUGCUGACACAAAGCCAUUUUAGAGUCACCAGUCAAUCUGACAUACUGUAUAUUGUCCAUAUUUGGGGAUGUAGGAUAAAAACCAAUAUAGAAAUGGAGAAAGAAUGCAGGUAAUGUCCAGAUGAAGUAUUCUUUCCAAGAACAUUUUAUAUUCAAUUUAACUUUUUUUUUUCAGUUUCAGUUUAUUCUAAUUAUUCACACCACUACCUACUGUAAUAUCCAUGUAUGCUUUAGAAUAGUGUAAAAAUAAAGUAUGGACAACAGACUUACAACUUCAACACAAAACAUAUCGAUGAAACAUUAAAAAAAAUCAUAAAAUAAAGAAAUAUACUUGCAUUUAUGUUUUUCUAAAUUCAGAUUCAAAAUGUCCGAGGAACUUUCACUGCUGAAUAAAAUACUUUGUUGACAGAUUAUGAUAAUUUAAUGAGGCUACAAUGCAUAUGAAAAUAGGUAUGCCAUUUAUGAUAACAUAUCCACUUGUGUUUGAAAGACUAAGUAACUGUCAAUUAAAACAAUUACUGAAAUAGUUUUUUCUGUAAUAUUUCUAAGCUAAAAAAAUGGAAAAAUGCGAUGACUGAAGGUUAGAAAUUACAUCUAUGUAAUGGAUGAAUGCAGCUAAACCAUAAUUCAAUCCUUUUGAGUUAAUUUUCCAAUAUUGUUUUACAAGUCACUGUGUUACCACACUUAAACAUAUGUAAUUGCAUUUAAAAAUUAAAAACAAAGUUAAUCACUCAUCCAUAUCAAUACUUGUUCCUCUCUCAUGUUAUUUAUUUUGUUCAUACAAAUGUGUGAUAUGUUUGUAUGUAAAGGAGAGGACUCUUAUGGCAGCCUUCCAAAAUAAGCCAAAGAUGGUAAUAAGUUAAAUAAAAAUUUCAUAUAUAUUAACAUAAAUACUGGAAGGCUGCGGUGGGUUGACACCCUGCCCGGGAUUGGUUCCUGCCUUGUGCCCUGUGUUGGCUGGGAUUGGCUCCAGCAGACCCCCGUGACCCUGUGUUCGGAUUCAGCGGGUUGGAAAAUGGAUGGAUGGAUGGAUGGAUACUGGAAGGAGGAAUGAACGUAAUGAACAUGCAAAUUUAAACAUUACUUUACUUUAAACAUACUUUCAGCCAAGGUCUUAGAAUCACUCUUAUGGCCUGAGGCUGCCGUAGUUUUACUAUCUGCUUUGUUAGUAGGAUAGCAAGGUUCCAUAAGAUCAUAUUGGGGACAGUGUACUCACUACCAUCCAUGAGGUUUUGUCACUAGUAUUGUUGCCUCAAUGCUCUCACUAUCUUUUUUGAACAGAACGCCCGGCAUGCCUUAAAAGUAAUGGGUGUACUGUCCUUUGCAUCUUGUAGAUGGAUUGCAUGUCUCACCUAUACAAUACUAUUUUAUUGUGGUUGAUGGAUUCUCUGUCUCACUUCCAUAGUAGAAGCAUAGGGACAUUCUGUUGUGCCCUCUAGGAACUCCUUGAAAAGCCAAAUAAGUUUGCUCCCUGGUAAUACUUCCUCCAUGGCCACAUACCAUCCUGUCUUUAAGCUCCUCACAGAUACAGCAAGACUAGCUAUAUAUAGCUUUCUUCAUUAUUUGCAUUCCUAGUAAUUGUGAAAUAACUAAAAGUAUGUUUGUUGACCCUGUCAUAAACAGAAUACAAGAACAUCAAGCCACAUCAGACUGACAAAUUUUGGGUAAAACUUAAUGAAAGUGAGAUGCAGAUAUACAAACCAUUAAAGACAGAUAAGGUUUUAUCCUGGGUGCACGUUUUUUGUUGGUACAAGGCCUUCUUCAUCCUGGAAUUGCCAGAAUCCAGAUCAUCUACCACAAUAAUUCACACAUUCACUCACUGCAUUGAUAGUUACAGAUUUUCUGGCCUGCAAACUUCUGCAGACACUGUAGUAACAAAAUCUGUUCCAUCUGACUUUAUUCUUUACUUCAGGGUAAAGAAUUGGCUAAAGGGACACAAUUUUUCAAAGGCUGAAAAUGUCCAAAGAGCCAUAGCUGAUGUACUAAAAGAUCUCACUGGAGAAAAUUUCUAAAAAUACUUCCAGGAUAGAAGGACUGGAGAAGGUGAUGUGUUGCUAUUUUGAAAGAAAUGGUAUAACAUGUAGUUUUUACUCUAAAUGUCUCUUCAAUAUCAGUCUCAUUGAUUUCAUAACAGCAUUUUUCUUUAUAUGCACAGUAUCUGAUGGUAAACUCUGUAUAUCCUUGUACUGUUCCUUUUGCCAAUACAUACUCAGGGAUAUCCUUCUUCUGCAUGUUAUUUAAA